This is a messenger RNA of Scaptodrosophila lebanonensis, 543 nucleotides long. RefSeq names its product RING-box protein 2 (gene Roc2). Gene Ontology annotation, biological process: ubiquitin-dependent protein catabolic process; protein ubiquitination. NCBI's taxonomy places the organism in Eukaryota, Metazoa, Arthropoda, Insecta, Diptera, Drosophilidae. Gene Ontology annotation, molecular function: ubiquitin protein ligase activity; cullin family protein binding; zinc ion binding. Gene Ontology annotation, cellular component: nucleus; Cul5-RING ubiquitin ligase complex. The transcript has 2 exons. The record is from RefSeq and is a predicted model, not a curated record. Bases 63 to 401 code for a protein of 112 amino acids.
CUCAUGAAAUAGCCUUUGUGUGUAAAAAUAGUUAUCAACUACUAAAUAGCUGUGUUUACGAAAUGGCCGAUGAUCCAGAAAACUCUGUGGACAAGCCUGACGAUAACGAUGCUGGCAAACCGGAGAAAAUGUUUACGCUUAAGAAGUGGAAUGCCGUUGCAAUGUGGAGUUGGGAUGUCGAAUGUGAUAUUUGUGCUAUUUGCCGAGUCCAGGUUAUGGAUUCCUGUCUACGUUGUCAGGCGGAAAACAAGCGCGACGUGCUCGGUCGCCAGGAUUGCGUCGUUGUCUGGGGCGAAUGCAACCAUUCGUUUCAUCACUGCUGCAUGUCACUGUGGGUGAAACAAAAUAAUCGCUGCCCCCUCUGUCAACAGGAAUGGUCCAUACAACGCAUGGGCAAAUGAGUGCUGGAAAAGUUGUCCAUCCACGGUUGGCGCACGUGACACUUACUACUUCGGAGUUUCUAUUGCAGUUCUAAUCGUUAGGCAUUUAUAUUGUUUUUUGUAUAAGAAAGAAAUCCCUAUUUAAAUAAAAUUGUAAACCUAA